CGCGUCGCUGCCCUCCAGCAUUCACGCCUCCCGCGUCCGUUCCGUGGCGCAGGCACACCGCGGUCUAUAUACACGGACGUGUACGCACGCACACGGCCACGCGGACCACCCGUAUACACGCGGCCGCCGUCUCGUACACACCGCCCUGAAUCCGGACGGGGACUUUAGCACACCAACACCUCCGCGGGAGGUGUGGGGGUGAGCCCCCAGAGGAGGUGUCAAUCCUAGCGCUGCUCAGUGACCAUCGCGGCGCCACCCAAGUAACACCUUUCGUCCGCUCUUCAGCCCCGACUGAUCGUCGUCACCACCGUGUGGUCACCGCGAGUGGAAAUAAACCACUCCUUUUUAUCAUUGCUCCGUCGUCGUCUCCGUUGGUCCACGCUUCCGUGUCGCGUACGUGCGCGUUCAACGACGUCUUACACCUCAAGCUGAACUGUCCUUUCAUGAAUCUGUUUCAUGUAGCUCGUCGGACGAUUAGCGGAUGUCAGAAAUUAUCGUAAAUUGUGAAUUUAGUGUCCUGUUUUGAAGCACUUGAGAGAAGCACAGGGGAGAAGAGAGAGGACGCAGAGGAUGACAAAAGCUCAACUUCAGGAAUCUCUGCGAGCCAAUCUGUGAGAAGUCAGUGAUCAGUGAUCAUCAGAUUUGACAGCUGUAUAACUAAAAGUGACUCGCGGCUAGUGUCUCGAGAAAAUGCGAGUGACUCUCAUAUUGAAAAUCUACCGCGGAGCGUCAUCAUAGACGUCCGCUCGCGAGUGCUCGAACAUCACGACGACACGGAGUGUCAAGUGUACAAUCUCGCCACUGUUUGGUGAGGUGCAAGCGAAGGCAUACGACUCGGUGAUUUGCCGAAUUCUCGCGGGUGACAAUUCGGAAGUAUAACGUUUCAUGGUGGAGACGUGCUGAAUCAGUCUGGAUCAGUCCUGCCGGCAGGACCAACAUCUGCAUCGUAAGAUGUCGACUGGACAACUCUUGGCGACACUCAGAGAGACUAUCGUCGACGAGUUCCCGGAAAUCCGCGCGAAAGAACGCGAUCGUAUCGAGGAUCGCGAUUCACGAUCCUGAGCGCGAUCGAAGAGUGCCUCUCUUUCGAUCAGGACAAGUGUUCGUAAAUAUGAGGAGGAACGAGCGCGAUCGUUGACCAAGAACGCACUCUUGAGCAGCAGCCUCCGUCCGACGGCUCGCGAGCGACAGCGUGCAUUCCGGGUCGCGGACAGGAACGAAGAAGGGAAAGAGCAAGAGAGAAAGAGAGCACCAUCCGCGCGCGAGGAGCAGCACCCGCAAGCAAGCAGGUUUGAGUCACUCGAAGAGGAAUCUCGCGCGACUCGGCACCCACGCCCGUCUCGAUGAGAUUCGAACAAGACACGGCGUGCAGGGGUACCCACUGCGCCAGCACUCCGCAACCCUCCGCGCUGCAACAGCGAUCACGGCCCGAGGAGGUGGUGGUGGAGGAGGAGGAGGACUCCUCCGCGAAGGACGUCGACGGUCAACGACGCAGACUUGGCAUAGAAUUGGAGGCUAACGUGGUCGAGGGUGCGAACACGGGGCCGCGUGCCGAGGCGGGGGGGCCUGGGAUGGCGUACCCCGCGUCAGCGACGGCUCUGAAUCAGCACUCGGCCUUCGCGAGCACGAUCGCCGGCGGUACGCCGCCCACCAGCAACCCCAACGGCCACAUCGGCGCCGGAACCGGACAUUUACCGGCACCGGCGGCGCCGCGGCCGACGGACUUUAGCGUCUCAUCGUUGCUGACCGCGGCCAGCACUCACCCACCCGGUAUCUUGGGUGGUUCGUCGUCGCAAGGUAGCGGAUCACCGCCACCCGGAGGACCCGGCAGCCCGGCCGCGGCGCCGGAAACUCCGCCACCCUUGUCUGCGAGUGGUCAGCAGCGCGACUUGUCGCAUCCCUCUUCGGCGGUGGCGGCCGCAAGCUACUUCGGGGCUGCCGCCUUGGCGGCAGCUGGUUUCUACAAUCCGGCGGGCCAUCUACCGCCUACGAGCUCGCCAGGACCGACGGCAAUAGCGGCGGUACAUCAUCUUCAGAGCAAGGGGAUACUUACCGGUGCGCAUCAUCAUCCGCACCUCAAUCCGCACGGCCUCACGCCUCCAGGCCUUGGUCUGGGCCCGCACACACCAGAAGAGGCCGCCGUCCUGGCGGCGGCCGCGGCGGCGUUACACCAUCAUCAUCAAGGCCCCGGUGGUCCAGCGAUGAGGCCGUUGAGGCCACCGCUGCCACCGGGGAUGCUACAUACGUCGCCGCAUCCCCUGGCCACCCAUCAUCCCCUUACGGCGCCGCAUCAUCCCCUCGUGCCGCCUCAUCAUCCAGAGGAGGACGGUGUCGUCGAUGACCCUAAGGUUACGCUCGAAGGCAAAGAGCUCUGGGAGAAAUUCCACAAGCUCGGGACGGAAAUGGUCAUCACGAAAAGUGGCCGACGCAUGUUUCCCGCGUAUAAAGUGAGGGUGUUCGGGUUAGACAAGCAGGCUAGCUACAUACUUCUAAUGGACAUCGUGGCAUCGGACGAAUGCCGAUAUAAAUUUCACAACAGUAGAUGGAUGGUAGCGGGUAAGGCAGACCCGGAGAUGCCGAAGAGGAUGUACAUACAUCCGGAUUCACCCAGCAGCGGUGAACAGUGGAUGCAAAAGGUCGUGAGCUUCCACAAACUCAAGCUCACUAACAACAUCAGCGACAAGCACGGCUUUGUAAGUACUACGAUACUGAACUCGAUGCACAAGUAUCAGCCGAGGUUUCACCUCGUGCGAGCCAACGACAUCCUGAAGCUUCCUUACUCGACGUUCAGGAGUUACGUUUUCAAGGAGACGGAGUUCAUCGCCGUGACGGCCUAUCAAAACGAAAAGAUCACCCAGCUGAAGAUCGAUAACAACCCUUUCGCGAAAGGAUUUCGAGAUACCGGCGCGGGGAAGCGCGAGAAGAAAAGGCAGGCGCUACUGACAGUAUCGGGCGGCGGUUCCCGUUUAACAGCGGGCGGACCAGCGUCACCGGACAAACGGCGCUCAUCCAACUCCGCCAAUGACCUGCUGGACGAUGAGGACAAGCUGCUCGACGUGGUCGGACCUGACACGCCGCAUCCGGCCCAUCAUCAUCGGGAACGGGAGCAUUCCCGCGAGAGGGAUGAUCGUGCGAGCGAACGAGGCGAGGGCAGCGAGUCGUCCGGAUCUGAGAGCGGCGGUGGUGCGGGUCCAACCGGGUCCGAAGGUCCACGGCCGGAUGUCUCCGUCGGGCCGCCGCUUCACCCGCCGCUGCUGCCGUAUUUGUACCCGCCGGUACCUGGACUCUAUCCCGGUCCCGGUCACCUGAUACCGCCCAGUCCCCUGGGACUGCACGGCGGCGUGACACCUGGUAUGCUUUUCAACGCCCAAUUGGCCCUGGCGGCCUCCCAGCAUCCGGCGUUGUUCGCGCACUAUCCCCAUCCCCUGACCAGUCCUCUGCACCAGCUAGGAAAAGGGCACAGAUACGCGCCCUAUCCGUUACCGGCACCUUCGCACGGUUCGGCUUUCGAGACCGUGACACCCGGCAGCAGGACCCUGAGUCCGAGGUCGCCGCCACCGAGGCCGCCGACUGACUCACCGACGCCUACCGGCGGUGGUGGUUUGACCUCGACGACACCCAGCUCAGCCGGUGAGCUCAAGUCGAUCGAGAACAUGGUGAACGGGCUGCAGGAGAAGCGACGGAGAAGCCCGAGUCUAACGCCUGGUCAUCGAGGCGACGACGCCGGCGGGGGGAGUCCGUGACAGGAGAACGAGCCUGUGAGCAGCACGAAGGACGACGACCCUGACGAGGAUGACGAGUGCGCCGAUGAGUCCGGCGGCGACCCGGAGGACCUCUCUGCCGACGAGAGGGAGCCGGACUCCACGUCGGAGCCGUCGUAGCGGCAGGAACGUCGGCUGGUCGGCACUGGGUUUCUCCUGCCGCCUCGUCCACGGAUCGCCCUCGUCGCUCCCGUGCUCGAAGGGCCGGCCAACCGGUCGGCCGGUCGUACCCUGGGGUUCUCGCUGGACGCGCCGGACGGGAGCGGGGAAGGCCGGACUCUCAUACUACAAAGUGCAAUUUUAUUUCAGGAAGCGGCGUCGCGCGCUCGGAUAAUCGUGCCCGCACUCGCGCCAGCCGCGACGCCUCUCGUGCUUUCGGGACGGAACCGUGCGAGUUGCUCGCAUGUUUCCUGCAUCUGUAAAUAGAAACGCGUGAUUCCGACGUGUUGAGCGCGAUCGCGCACCUGUAGGCGUGUGCGUCCCUGUUAAAAGGACCGCGAGGCGGGCUGUGUUGGACUCUCGACGGACGCUGCGCCGAUCGCGCGUUAUUGUAAAUUAAAACGAGAUGCAAGGGUGAGAGUGCGUGACGGGAGAUGACGAAUGCGAGUGAAAAAGGAAGCGAGAACGAGCGAAUGAAAGAAAGAGAAAGAGAGGGUACCUGUGUUCUGUAUGAAUCUACGUUCUACCUGUACGUUAGAUCUUAAGAGAAGGAAGAACAGAGAACGCGCGCGCGUGCGCGCGAUAUUGCAAUAUAAGAGCACCUCCUACUAUUUGCAGUCCCUGUACAUAUGUACCCUAGUGAUAUUAUAUUAUAUUAUAUAUUAUAUUAUAUAUAAAUAGUAUAUAUAAAUAUAAAUAACACAUCUACACUCUCUGUACUAAUUAUUAAAUAUAUUAUUAUAUAUUAUGAAACGAUUAGGAGACGUAAACGCAUAAACGCACGCUGCCCGAUUUACGAAACUCGAAAACGCAAAGAAAAGAAAUUCCGAAUCCGAAGAAUGUCGGGGAGUCGGCGAUCUGCAAAACUCGGAAAGCUCGGCGCGGCGUAAAACCGCGGAUCGCGCUUCAUCGAGGAACAGCGCUGCAUCCGAAUCCUCUUGUUCUCAUUAUUCCACAUCGCCGUCACCCGGAGACUCGCGUCCUUUAAGAGUGCGUCGGAGGUAAGAUCGUCGGUCGAAAUGAGUCAUCCCUUUAUAUCCUCGUCAUGAUCAUCGGUCGUCCGAUCAAUCGUACUUUUUCUUACGAACCGUGAGGGAAAAGUCAUUUCGUAUUGUCGACGAUCUUCCCCGUGAUUUUACAAUCUCCUUCGAUCUUUUACUCAUAGAUUGGGAUGGAUUGGGCUUACGGUUGUUGCUGACGAUGGUUUUCCACUUCAUGAAAUUACAAACGGUUAGUUUAAGGAAACACAAUAUUUCCUCAUGUUAUAUUCAGAUACUGCAUAAUUCAGAUAUGGACUAUUUUUAUUUUGUUACAUUUGUUAAAAGUUCUCAAUUUUUCAGGACUGAAAUGUUUUAUUUUACUGCAACUCGAUCGUACAUUCAGCAGAAUACCUCACUGUGCCGAUCAAAAGUCCAACCCGGUCCCGAAUUUGUAUAAAAAUAGUAGCGAUCGGUGUAGAUAAUUAUUAAACAUAUAAUAUAACGUCGAGCAAUUUACAAUCAACCGCGCGAGUCACUUUAGGGAGCGGAGGGAGCGCAAUCGCGAAUACGUACGCGUAUACGUAACACAAUGGAGGCGGUCUAAAGAGAGAAACGUGAUGUCCGGGAUGGGAGAUAACGGUGAUUCGAGGCGAAAUCGCGCGGGAUGCCUGCGGCAGAACGUAGCAUGGCGAUUUUAAAGUAAAGAAACGUCUGAGAAUGGGAUUCCCGCGAUGCUCGAGAACGGGAGAGACCGUUAUCGUUUCGCGCGCGCUGCGACGAUAAGGAUGCACCUCACGUCCGAAACGACCGGCAGCGAUCGAAAGGUCAGCUCGAUGCCUGGCAUUGUCUGACAUCUUUACGUCGAUCAUCUCGUCGUGCGAUCCAAGUUCGGCUUCCCGCGCGAAUUCUAAAGCAUACCGUCGCGAUUCGGCUUAUCACCGUCGCGUCUCUUACGCGUUUUCGAUCCUGCAGCAAUGUAUCGCAAAAUGGAGAAGAUACGAGCGGAUCUUCUAUAGUCGAGAGAUGUUUGUCGAUCAGCCAAAUUUGUCAACUAUUGUUUGCCGCAAUGGCGAAAGGUAAGUUAGCAGCGACUAAACAAAGCGAUCGGUCACUCGAAAAGUUAAACAAAACAAUUAACAGUUAGCAUUACUUGUCUGAUAUAAACGUAACCUUUCGAAUGCUGUUAUUUUCUUACAGUUCUAUUACAGUACUACUAUUGCAGUUCUUAUCCGUAGAGUUCGUUUGGGAUUUUGUCGAUUUAUUGCCAAUCAAAGUUUUUACGCGAUUUAUGCACAGGAACGAGUAAAAUAUGAUGCAAUCGACGGGUGUUUUUUAACACCGAAACGCGUUAAUUAAAACGGGAGAUGUAUUAAGUCUUGGAAGUUCUGAUCAGCUUCUCUCCAUUUUGCGAUAUUCAUGGAGCAACGUUGUAAUGUGUUUGUAAAUCCGAAUUAAUGGGGAGCGGAAAAUAUCAUGAAAUUCGAAAGCAAUAAUCGAACAGAGCCGUGAGUGCAACUAUCGCGGAUGAAACUUAUAAUUGGUUCGGCUGUUUUGAAUAGAAUACCGCGGUCGAGCGCCAAGACGAGUAAAAAUUGCUACCGGUCCAAUUGGCGAAAUUCAUGAGGAAGAUUUUCGGGUGAUUCCAGAUGGGUAUCGUCGAGUAACAGAGGCCCACUGUGCUUUAGGCAAGCAUUUAUUCAUACAGAAGGAGUGGCAUAUAGCGAAAAGCUAUUCGAAUCAAUUAACAUUACCUAAUCGGAGAGUUAUUAUUGAUAACGAUAUUAUUCUCGAAAAUGACGAUGUUUCCUAUAAAGUUUUAUAAUGUUCACGAUACAUUUAGUUGUUACCGAUUGCGCAUAAUAGGUCUUGAUCCGUUUUAGAUUUGCGCGUGAGAUUUAUGAAUUUUAACAAAUUCUGGUAUAUCUGGCGAGCGUUUUGUAUAUAUUUACGUUGUUCCAAUCUGUAUGCAUUCAGCGCUAAAUUUGGUUUCUUCCACCUUCAAUUCUGAUCCUGAAUAUUAGUACGAAGAAUUCGAUCAAAGUACGCGGACGUGAGGUGAGAGUUGCCACAUUUAGUGCUGAGUGUAAGCACGAACCAAUAUGCCGAAGAUGCAGAAGUAGAAACUGAUCGAUAUGUACAGAUGCACAAUUGAACAGGCAAGUGGAUGAAGAAGGCUUGUCACAUCCUUACGCAAGUUAAGUUAUUUGUACGGAUAAAUGUUAUUCUUUAUUGUAUCAUACGUAUCAUACGUAAUACGUAUUAUGAAUUUAGUGCUGUGAUGGUUCUUAGUGAAAUUAGCUUGUGGAUAAAGAGUCCAUGUACAAUAUUAAGUCACAUUAAAGCCGCGAGCAUAAUUAAUUUAACGUUAAAGCUUUGUAAGCGUUGUUGUAUCAAAUAUUUUCUUCGUCCAUCUGCUCUUUCAAUUAAAACGCGUCGAUUGCGCUACGUUCGGCGAGUUUAUUGGAAUUGUAAGGCAGCUAACAGUCGGAGACUUUCGCAAGAUUGAAAUCGCGUCUCAGUUCCCUCGAAUCUUUGGGAAUUUGCUCAACCCUCGCAUAAUUAUUGUGGCUUCCUUCGGGGUGCGCACACGGUCCUACGCUCGAAGUGACGCGAGCCUCACAUCGACGAGAAAAUAAGAAAAUAGCAAUAAAAAGUAAAAAAAAAUGAAAAGAAAGUUCAUGAAAAAAGAAGAACGGGCGGCCCGGGCGUGGCCGUGCGCGUCAAAAGCGGAUCUAACUUCUUAACACGAGAAUCGUGAUAUUCCGUGGCUUGUAUUGUAUAUUGUACACUCCUUAGUUCCUCUGUUCCCCGUUCCGACUCCGUUCCCAUCUUGCCCCGCCAUCGAAGUCCCUCCGAAAAAAUCCACGUGAUUUAAGAAUUAUACAUAUAUAUAUAUAUAUAUAUUAAUUUAAAAAUACAAGAAUACACUCUGUGUAUACUCUCAUUUCUCUCACAUUCCACCUUACAUGGCGCGCGAUUUUACGAGAUGCAAGAAGCACGCGAAUAAUUUGCAUAUCACGUGUACGAUGUUUCCAGCGUUAACAUCAAAUGACCGAUAAUCCGCGCGUGAUUGCGGAUAAACAAACGUAACGCACCACGAAUUUACCGUUGCACGAUUAGAUUGUAUUAUGCGGAUAGAGCUGCAACAUUACCUCUUAAACUUUAAGAGAUAAACUUAAACUUUAAGACUUAAAGAAUGUCGUCCGCACGUCAAUCGCGUCGUUGGAGAUCGUCAGCGUUGCGCUUGUUAAUUUUCUCCUCGUCAUAAUUUUAAUUUUUAAUGCCCGCUAAUAAUCCCAUCAACUAAUUUUAAUACCAGGCAAGUAAGCCGGAAAAAAUGAUCUCGCUCUAUCGUAUUGGGAAAUCGCUCACUGGGGUUACUAUGAAUGAUAAUGAUUCGUAUUAAACAGAUUCCGAACGCGGUCGUGGAAUAUACGCCGCGCAGCCAGUCGACCGAUACGCGUUUUAUAACGAAGAAACUUUUGAUUCCGCCGCCUCUUUAAUGAAAGAAACCGUUUCCUUUUUGCCGGAAGAUAAGCGCGCAGGAAGGCGCAUCGGUGGCGCAGGAAUUUUAAUCUUUCGGCCGAUCGGCCCGGCGAUUGUAGUAAUUACGGUUUGCCAGUGUGAAGAUACGACACGCGCUCCUCUUUCCAUCGCAAAAUAAAGUAAUGGAAGCGUCAAGACCACCGAACGUUUCAGAAUCGGUUGAGAAAGCAAAGUAAGAUUUGAAAAAGCCUGGUAUGUUAGAUAUGUAUUCUUACUCUUAUUAAUUAAUUCCUAGAAACAUUCGCGAUGAUGCUUUACAUGAUGCUACAAUUUAAAUAUUCCUUGAUUUUUAAGACAAGUUAUGUCACACUCGUGAUAAUAUGUUGCACGAGAGUGUACUCCGGGAACGUGCAAAUUGAUGAAAUAUCGGAGUAAUUAACGUUUCUCUCUUUUUUUUUAAAUUCCAGAGUAAAUUCGUCGAUAAAUUCGCAUUUCCGUAUCGUCUCGCGGUGCGGAGGCAAAUUCCGAUGAUUGCGUAGAUAAAAAGCUAAUGGAUACGGCCUUUUUUAAGACAAACAGACCACGAUUCCUUGCGGUGAGACAAUUCAGGGCAUUACAUAGCUAAUUAGUCAGCCGUACAUAAGUUUCGCCACAUUUUAACUCAAACUGCUGUCGCUUUUGUAUACAUCUGCGACGUUAUUUCGCAGUUUAUACGUGAUUAAUUAUACAGUUUUCAGCGACAAAAUGCCCGCCAAAUAGACUAGAAGGGGUACCAAGUGAGUAUCAAUGCAGAUCAGACUAAACAGGCUAAAAGCGAGAAAGUGUCGAAUUUGGUUUAAAUUAGUAUUUAUAGUAUUUCUUCUUCAGAUAACUUUAAACAUUGUGUAUGUGUGUACAUAUAUACUUAAUUACUGUAUGUAUAAACUCGGUUUCGAA
Messenger RNA from Ooceraea biroi (clonal raider ant), 9322 nucleotides. RefSeq names its product T-box transcription factor bifid (gene bi). Gene Ontology annotation, biological process: positive regulation of DNA-templated transcription; cell fate specification; regulation of transcription by RNA polymerase II. The record is from RefSeq and is a predicted model, not a curated record. Gene Ontology annotation, cellular component: nucleus; chromatin. Gene Ontology annotation, molecular function: RNA polymerase II cis-regulatory region sequence-specific DNA binding; DNA-binding transcription factor activity, RNA polymerase II-specific. Lineage: Eukaryota; Metazoa; Arthropoda; Insecta; Hymenoptera; Formicidae.